This is a messenger RNA of Anopheles stephensi (Asian malaria mosquito), 5079 nucleotides long. RefSeq names its product glutamate decarboxylase (gene Gad1). The record is from RefSeq and is a predicted model, not a curated record. The transcript is spliced from 7 exons. NCBI's taxonomy places the organism in Eukaryota, Metazoa, Arthropoda, Insecta, Diptera, Culicidae. Bases 470 to 2008 code for a protein of 512 amino acids. Gene Ontology annotation, biological process: carboxylic acid metabolic process. Gene Ontology annotation, cellular component: cytoplasm. Gene Ontology annotation, molecular function: pyridoxal phosphate binding; carboxy-lyase activity.
CGCUGGUGAAAUCCUGCACAGCCAUCACAGCUCGCGAGAACGUCGGACAGUACGGUUUUGUUUCGGAGAUCUCAGUUCUGUGUGGUCCGUCCGGAUAAGGAGUGUGAUUGUGUGUGUGCGAUUGAUACGCGUGAGUGUGAAAGCAAGGUGAAUUUUGUGCGUGUCCGCGUACGGCAUUGAGAAUUGAGUCCUCCAAGCAAAGUCCGUUUGUACCCCCAAAACUUCCCAACUCGCUAGGGGUCAGUUAGGGGUUGUUUCGCGUAUCGACAUUUUCUGGCCUGGUUGUGAUAGCGUAUCACACAGUUUGUGUGUGCUUGCGUGUGUGUGCGUUGCAGAACUGUUACAUAAUCGUUACAAUCUCUAGUGUGAAAAGUCGUCAAACAACUAUCUAAUUACUAGAAGGAAUUUACUCUGCAAAUACUCUCUAGCCAGAAGGAAACGCUAUCAAAAGCACAAACAAACAGCCACAAUGACGUCGAUAAACGUGGAAAAGUAUAAACUGUCCGACAAAACGGCAAAGCUCACAGCGAAAGACAUCAUCCCGUGCGUACAAUCGGCCGAUUCGGCGGAAACGCGCGAGUUCCUGAACAAAAUAGCCGAGCUGCUGGUCGACUACGUUAACAUACAGAAUGACCGGAAGGAGAAGAUCCUUGACUUCCACCAUCCGGAGGACAUGAAGAAGCUGCUCACGCUGGACAUCCCGGAGGAUGCGGUCACACUGCAACAGCUGGUGAAGGACUGUGCCAUGACGCUCAAGUAUCAGGUGAAGACAGGACAUCCCCAUUUCUUCAAUCAGCUGUCGUGCGGUCUGGACGUGGUGUCGAUGGCCGGCGAAUGGCUUACCGCAACCGCCAACACCAACAUGUUCACGUACGAGAUCGCUCCCGUCUUUAUUCUGAUGGAGAACGUGGUGCUGUCGAAGAUGCGCAAGAUUAUCGGCUGGGACGGCGGUGAUUCGAUUCUUGCGCCCGGCGGUUCCAUCUCGAACCUGUACGCCUUCCUGGCCGCCCGGCACAAGAUGUUCCCGAACUACAAGGAGCACGGAGCGCGUGCACUGCCCGGCGAGCUGGUCAUGUUCACGUCGGAUCAGUGCCACUACUCGGUGAAGUCGUGUGCUGCCGUCUGUGGGCUCGGUACGGACAACUGUGUGAUGGUACCGUCGGACGAGCAUGGCCGUUUGAUCCCGUCGGAACUGGAGCGAUUGAUACUGGAGCGGAAGGCACGGGGACAGAUACCGUUCUUCGUGAACGCGACCGCCGGCACGACCGUGCUGGGAGCGUUCGAUCCGAUCAAUGCGGUGGCGGACAUCUGCGAGAAGUAUAAAUGCUGGUUCCACGUGGAUGCCGCAUGGGGUGGUGGACUGCUGCUGUCGCAAAAAUACCGUCAUCCACGCUUUACUGGCAUCGAAAGAUGCGACUCGAUCACAUGGAACCCUCACAAGCUGAUGGGUGCACUGCUGCAGUGUUCGACGAUUCACUUCAAGGAGGAUGGUCUGCUGAUUAGCUGCAACCAGAUGUCGGCCGAGUACCUGUUCAUGACGGACAAGCUGUACGACAUUAGCUACGACACGGGCGACAAGGUGAUCCAGUGCGGUCGGCACAACGACAUCUUCAAGCUGUGGCUCCAGUGGCGCUCCAAGGGCACGGAAGGUUUCGGCAAGCAUAUGGACCACCUGAUGGAGCUGGCCGAGUACGAGGUGAAGCGCAUCAAGCAGCAGUCGGACAAGUUCUAUCUAAUCAUGGAACCGGAGUGCGUGAACGUGUCGUUCUGGUACAUUCCGAAACGCUUGCGAGGCGUCCCGCACGAUGCGAAGAAGGUGCAGGAGCUCGCUAAGAUCUGUCCCAUCAUUAAGUCGCGCAUGAUGCAGUCCGGAACGUUGAUGGUUGGCUAUCAGCCGGACGACCGUCGUCCGAACUUUUUCCGCUCGAUCAUCUCGUCCGUGGCGGUUACGGAGGCGGACGUUGAUUUUAUGCUGAACGAGAUCGAUCGUCUCGGUCAGGAUCUGUAAGAAGGUAGUAGUACACACACGCACACAGUAAAUUGUUCACGCCAGGACAAGGCAGAGAAGAAGUCGUCCUGAGCACAUCGUACUGCCCGCCCGCCGGUUGAGUUCCCUAACCCUGGGCGAUGGGGUACGGCUCAAUCGUGGGGGCAGCAGUUGCAUUUUAAAAAUCGAAAUCAACCAAUGAGUAUCAGUUGUGAAGACAUAUCAAUAUCUUCAACCAAGUUGUUGUGUUGGCACGCCAAAACGAGAGAAGCGUAACUAAAUGCCAAAAACCCGCCCUUUUCCCCCCCUCAAAUCCAGCUUUAUUUAUCUUAACAGAUCUGUGAGGUUUGUUUGGAGAAGCCAUCUUGAAUCGUUACUUAGACACGUGCAACGUUAGACGAGAUAGUUGCUAAUAGUUUAUUUACCUCUCUAUAUCUUAGUAAAUUAUGUCAAAGACAUAUCACCUGGUUUGGAAUCACCUUCCUUGUUAAACGGAUGCAUUUAAAUCUUUCCCGGUGAUAGUUUAAGUUUAGCGCUGCAGAAAUUAGAUCACGAGCGUUAGUCAACGGUAACAGCCCAUACACACAUUCCGAAAUCAACUAUUUACUCGAAAUCUUGACUGUUAAAAAUUCUCUCCCUCUGAGCCCAUAAUGGCGCCCGACAAGAAAAAAACAGCGGGGAAGAAAUAUAUAUACAACCAACAAAGAAAACAAAGCAUACAAACGCUAGAGAAAUAUAUAUAUACAUAUGUACACAAUCUCAAUAUACAUAUAUAUACACGCAGAAAAAGGAAUAUAACUGUAACAAGCCAUACCACGCCAUCCCCUAUUUGGCCUUUUACGGGAAGAAGUUGAAAGUGACGGAUCCGUCUGUCCGAGUUGAGGUUGUUUUGGCAUAGACGUUCCUUAUUUCUCCUAAAAGAAAUGCUCCAAAAACCGAUCUUCAUCAUCGCUGUACUUAAUAAGGGAACGACCCCCGGAACCGACAGAUCAAAAUCCUUCCUGAGGUGGGAAACCAUGCGUGGAAAACCGGUCACAAAUCCUUGCAUUUAAACAGGCAUUUUAAAGACGAUUGUGUAGUGUUUCGAGUGUUCCAACAGCAGAAUGCAUUUAUUAACCAGUUGCGCAUUAAACUCGAGCUGCCAUUUUAUCGGUUAUCGUGUUGCAUUUAAGUUUAAGUAUCUUUUGUCCCCAGUGUCCGACACGGGGACGCUGCUCAGCUGUAGACAAUUGUAUGUAACGAUAUGUAAAUAAUUAGGCUUCUAGGUCUGUUAAUGCUUCAAGUCUCCUACCGUGAGCAGGGAAACCCGGAACCGAAAGAUGUCUGCGUCUGAAUGUCCAAAGACACGGUGUGCGGUUAGUGAGGGCCAAGAUAAAAUCCGAGAGGCACAUGGAACGUAGAGACAGAGCUAACCCUGACUGAGAAUGUUAUCGCCCAAAUGCGCGCGAAUAAUUGUUGAACGAGCUGUGCUGUAGAAAAAACAUGACAAGAGUUGGUUCCCCCGAUAAGAUAGGAUUAUAAUGAUCCCCGUGUGUGAGUGUAAUCUGCGAGAUGGUUUUUAGAACGGUUGUUAAGUGUUGUACCAGAGUCUAGUCGCGGUAAGGGACUGAUGGGCAUGCCAUUCAUUCAAAUGUGUUUCGCCAGUCGCACGAAUCUGUUGCAUCCCUUCCUGUUGUAUUUGUUUACGCGCAUAGGUUUAAGGCUAGCUACUUUCCGUUCCGUUACAGAGCUCCGUUCCUUUAUUUAGAAUACGUUUUAACCGCCGCUACAAGCAUUUACGCGAUGAAUGAUGGGAGAGAGUGGUUAGGAGCGCGUGCCAACGUGGAGGCCCUGUACGAUUAGUAGAGACACCGUCAGCCUCCAAAACAGCAAGCUCCACCAAGCAAGCGUUGUAUGAUUUUAGUAGAGUUCUAAUUUUAAGUCACGCUUCCGCUCCGUGUCCGUGCCGGGUAUGGCCUGAGGACGGAGGGGCAGGAAGCCAAAAGCAAACAAACAAACAAACAAACACGAACGACAAAAUCACAAAGUCUUCCUUCAAAUGAAAUGUUAAUUAAUCGACGAUUCGCGCUCACUCUCAGAUACCGCUCGUUUGCUGGGACGGGGGACGGUGCGGCCGCCAGGUCGCCUAACCCAAACAGCCGUUCUGUCUGUAUAUUUCAUCUCGAAAGUGAUGUGAAUCGUUUUAUGUAAUGUAUAAUGGUGUGAAAACAGUGAAUUAUGCAAAAGUAGACGAAAACAAUGCAGUAGCUCCUUAUGCUAAUCGUACCGUGUGAACCGUGAUCGAGGGGGACGGAAGAACGAUCGCCAUACGAUUAGCAAUUGACACAUGCAAAGGUUACGCGCUAUUAGGUUCGCUUCCGUUUUGCUAUCCGGUAUAGCAUCGCAGGUAUAACAUAGUAAGGCUGCGUUACGGACAGCUACAUACACGAGAAUUGGUGCAAUACAGCUCCAGACAUGUAAUCGCCGCUAACGUGUUACUAUCCUUUCCGCAAAACUUCCAUGGUCUCUCCCACACGAGAGCCGGGACAUUAUUAGCCAACGAACGCAAUGCAAUAGUCGAAUGCAACAGUCGUAAUGUUUAAGUAACAGCAGCCGAAGUAGUGAAAGCACACAACAACAAAAAAAAUCACAUAGAAAAUGGACACCUUUGCCCCGUAAUAGUAACAAAACAGUGGGGCAGGACCGGGGUUCAAAUCCCAUCCAGACCAGACCGCCGCCUCCUCAUACUCGAAGGGCUUUGACUGCUACGGGUCUCAAACUCAAGUCACGGAGGGAAGGAGCCAGGAAUAGCAGGCCCCAAAUCCUUUCGAGGUUGUGGUGUCAUUAGAAAAAAAGUAACAAACAAGUAUAGAAGAAAACACACUCAAGAGAACAGAAAAACACACAGAUAAAAACCAAUAACAGAAAACAUUAAACGAAUCCCCCCCCCCACUUACCUAGAUGUUAUGUGUUGUUGAAAAGAAACUAAAUAAAACUGAAUAUGAACGAAACGAAUGAACGGAAAUGGAAGAAGCAACGAAAGAUGGCAACAAGAUCGUGCAAACGAAGAAGGAUAAUGCAUUAAUAAAGGCGUAUAAUAUAUGUAUUGGAAA